Candoia aspera is the source of this 4965-nucleotide messenger RNA. RefSeq names its product zinc finger MIZ-type containing 2 (gene ZMIZ2). NCBI's taxonomy places the organism in Eukaryota, Metazoa, Chordata, Lepidosauria, Squamata, Candoiidae. The coding region runs from base 449 to 3295 and encodes 948 amino acids. Gene Ontology annotation, biological process: protein sumoylation; regulation of transcription by RNA polymerase II. The record is from RefSeq and is a predicted model, not a curated record. The transcript is spliced from 19 exons. Gene Ontology annotation, cellular component: chromatin. Gene Ontology annotation, molecular function: zinc ion binding; SUMO ligase activity.
CGGCUCUAUUGUGCAAUUGGAGCGGCGAGGUGAAGGCGCAGCCGGAAUGGAGGUGGGGAGCUGCGCGGCGCUCGUAGGUCGGGUGCUUCCGCGGCAGCAGUAGCGAGCCGCCGCCGCCUGCACAGGGGCUUUGUUCAGUCCGCCCGGCCGCCGCCAUCCGCCUCGCCCUUCUUUCCCCGUCCCUCGCAGCCGAGGCGGGCGGCCACCAUGGAACCGGGUCGGAAGGAGCUGUAGGGAGAAAGCGGACCCCCGAGGGAAGGCGACGGGAGAGAGAGCGGCUCGCCCCCGGAGCCUCCUGCUGCUGCUGCUCCUCCUCCUCCUCGAUCCGCCGCGCCGAGAGGCCCCCGCGCCGGGAGCCUAUCUGCCACUGUGACAUCUGAGAGGCAGUGACCGGUCUCCCUGUGUGGCCUUGGAUCCUGCACCCAGCCCCUUUACCUCCCUGUAGCCAAUGACCCCCAUGAACCCAAUGAAACCAUCGCUCCCACCCACCCCGCAUGGUGAUGGUUCAUAUGCCUACGAGUCAGUUCCUUGGCAACAGAAUACCAAUCAGCCUGCAGGAUCUCUCUCGGUGGUAACCACUGUUUGGGGCGUCAGCAACACAUCCCAAAGCCAGGUUUUUGGAAACCCCAUGGGCCCUGGAGGAAACACCGCUGGCAAUCCCAUGAUGCCCAGCGUGGCCAGCAGUGGCUCUGGCAUGAACUCACCACAAUUUAUGGGACAGCAGCCUUUCCCUGAGGGUUCAACGGGCAAAGGUUACGUGCAGCCUGGGAUGUACAGUCGCAGUUCAUACCCUGGAGGGCCAGGCUUCACCACAAGUUAUGCAGGCAGCCCAAACGGCCCAGGGGGAAUGGGCAUUCCUUCACAUACUGGGAGACCCCCUGCAGACUUCACCCAAGCAGCCGCUGCAGCCGCCGUCGCAGCUGCUGCCGCAACAGCCACAGCCACGGCCACAGCCACAGUAGCUGCCUUGCAAGAAAAGCAGAGCCAGGAGCUGAGCCAGUAUGGAGCGAUGGGUGCUGGGCAGCCUUUCAACAAUCAAUUCCUUCCUCAUUCGGGGCCCCGAGGACCAGCUGUACCUCCUGGGAUGAAUCCAGCCAACAUGUUGAACGCUUCUGGAAUGUCACCCAUGAGCAUGAGCACAGCAAGGAGUCCUGCCAUGAGCGCCCUGUAUGGUGGACAGAGGAUGCCCCAGCAUGGCUACCCUACGCCCCCACAAGGCCAGCAGAUGCCCCGGCAAAGUGUCAAGAGAACUUAUUCCAGCGAGGGUUAUCCAGGACAACAAUAUAUGCAAGGUGGACAGUACCCCUCCCAAGCCGGACAGUAUGCCACAAAUGUGCCUCAGCCAUCUGCUCCAUCCCCCUCCUAUCCCGGUCACAGGUUGCCACUGCAACAGGGAGUGAGCCACUAUCUCUCUGCCUCCAGUACCAGCGGCCCAUACUAUAAGCCUACUGAUCAGUUCAAUGGUCAAAAUGCCAAUUUCAAUGGUGGCAACUUCAGUAGCUAUGGACAAGCUGCUAUGAAUGGGCCGGGAAGAUCCAUGCCUGGCUAUCCAAGCUCUCCCUUACCUGGUAAUCCCACACCUCCAAUGACUCCUGGAAGUAAUAUCCCUCCCUACAUGUCCCCAGGACAGGAAGUGAAGUCACCAUUCCUUCCAGACAUCAAACCCAAUAUCAAUUCUUUGCAUCCUUCUCCAUCUCCCAAUAUCAGUUCUUUGCAUCCUUCUCCAUCUGGAAACCCUUGUGAUGAGUUGCGUUUGACCUUCCCUGUCCGGGAUGGCGUGGUGCUGGAGCCUUUCCGCCUCCAGCACAACUUGGCGGUCAGCAACCAUGUCUUCCAGCUCAGGGACUCUGUUUACAAGACUCUGAUGCUCAGGCCUGACUUAGAGCUGCAGUUUAAGUGCUACCAUCAUGAGGACCGACAAAUGAACACCAACUGGCCAGCCUCAGUCCAGGUCAGCGUGAAUGCCACUCCUUUGACUAUCGAGCGGGGAGACAACAAGACUUCACACAAGCCCCUCUACCUAAAGCAGGUGUGCCAGCCUGGCAGGAACACCAUCCAGAUCACAGUCACGGCUUGCUGCUGUUCCCACCUUUUUGUCCUGCAAUUGGUGCACAGGCCUUCGGUACGGUCCGUUUUGCAAGGCUUGAUUAAGAAGAGGCUGCUGCCGGCCGAGCACUGCAUCACCAAAAUCAAACGAAACUUUAGCAGCGGCACAAUCCCUGGGACUCCUGGUCCAAAUGGGGAAGAUGGUGUGGAGCAGACCGCCAUUAAGGUGUCUCUGAAGUGCCCCAUUACUUUUCGGAGAAUCCAGCUUCCUGCAAGGGGUCAUGACUGCAGGCACAUACAGUGCUUCGACUUGGAAUCCUAUUUGCAGCUAAACUGUGAAAGGGGGACGUGGAGAUGUCCUGUUUGCAAUAAAACAGCCUUGUUGGAAGGACUUGAAGUGGACCAGUACAUGUUGGGGAUCCUGAUUUACAUUCAAAACUCUGAAUACGAAGAGAUCACCAUUGACCCAACGUGCAGCUGGAAGCCUGUCCCGAUCAAGCCCGACAUCCACAUCAAGGAAGAACAGGAUGGGCCCGUGCUGAAGCGUUGCCGCACCAUGAGCCCCACCCACAUGGUGAUGCCCAGCGUCAUGGAGAUGAUCGCAGCCCUGGGACCGGGCCCCUCCCCAUUUGGAGCUUUGCAACCCUCUUCUGCUGGCGGUGGCAGCAGUGACUACACCAGCCAAAAUUCAAGCUUUUCUGGAACUUUCCCAGAUUCAUUCCCUACUGUGAACCCUGGCACCCCGACAUUAAAUGAAUUCAACCCUGGGCCUCCUCCGAUCUCCUAUCAGUCUGACAUUCCGGGCAGCCUGCUGACCCCUGAAAAGCCAACUGUUCCUUCCAUCCCUGGACAGAUGCCUCCAUCAAGCAGGAUGGACCCUUCCUCACACAAUCCCGUGCAGCAGGGCCUAAACAACCCCAGCCUCAGCAACCAGCCAGGGCAGCAGCCACCACCACAGCAGCCGGCGCCACCACAGCCACAGCUCCAUCACCGGAAUCCACCCCCACCCCCACCAUCGCGCCAGCCGGUGGGACAGUCGGGCACCGGAGGCCAAGCGCACGGAGGGGAACUCCCUUUCAACCCUGGUCCUGGGAUGGGAGCACCACCUGGGCCAGUGGAAGGGCCUGAGCCUUCCCUUGAUCUUCUUCCUGAGCUGACGAACCCAGAUGAGCUGCUGUCCUACUUGGGGCCCCCUGACCUUCCCAAUAAUAGCAACGAUGAUCUGCUCUCAUUGUUUGAGAACAAUUGAAGCCACCCCAUAUGGAACACAGGCGUCAUGCUCCACCCACCAUGUACGCAAUCUCUCUCUCUGUCACACACACACACACACUUUCACUCACAAUCCAUCCCAUAGCUUCCGAGGCUCUCAUCAAGAGAGAGACCUUGCCUUGCAUCCCAGUGGUGGCCAUGAAGUCCUGCUAAUGAAUCAGCCUGAGGGACUUUGGCCAGGCAGCCAUCUCCUUUUGCUAGGAUUGCUUCUUGUCUAAAAAAGGGCUCCCAUGGACACUAGGAAUGCUUGCUUUACUUGUUUUGGGAAAUCCUUCCAGGCCAGGAGAGAUGGUGCUGCUGCUGAUUGGGACUGUUCUUGAAAAAUGGGUUUUUAUCAUGUUGCUUAGGCCAGAUCAGCUACAGGGCACUGUCUUAUUUCUAAUAAUAUUCCAAGAUAUCUCCUACAAACCUGCAGUCAGGAAAGGGAGAAAUGCAUCUGGAUAGCCUUCUGAAAUUUUAGUAGAACUGACAACUCCCUUCAUGUGCAUCAUUCUUGAUAUCUUGGGAGGAGUAAGUCAGUCUGGUCAUCUGAAGCUAUGGAAUGAAAUUAACACCUCACACUUUAUCCACUUUCCUCAUGGAUUUUAAAGAACAAACUCCAAGGAACAUCAAAGCUCUGCUACAUCUGGAAAAAGUAGAUGAAGCUUGUCUGCUCUUACAUCUCCCUGGAUCUGGAGCCCUCCUCCCCAUGAGCUAGUUCUACCUGUCGAUUCUCCUCAGCCUUGAUAUGGACAGAGCAGCAGUUCAUCCUAGCAGCUUCCAGCAUCAUGGAUGUGGUGAGAGCAACCCAAAAUCCAGAUCAGCCCACCCACACACUCUUUUCAAAAGGAAGUUGUUCCCUACAGAAGGACCCUGGAAGAGUUCAAGCUAGGAAAUGAUCCCCUUUCUUCCCCAUUGACUGCAAAGUGGAGAAAUGCAUCUCUGACUGAAAGAACUGACAGUUCCUCAGACACAGCCUGACAGAUUGUCUCCAUCGGUUGAUGGAUCCAUCUACAAGCACAACAAUGUACAUAAUGUAGAAACACUAAAGGAAACAAAAAGUGGGGGUGGGAGGAAACAAGGGUGGGAGGGAUGGGAAAGAAAUGUUUUAAAAACUCAUCACUCUUGUUGUAUAGUCUCACGGGGCUCCCCAGGCUUGGGGCAAAAGUCCUCUGUAUAAAUGUGCAUAAGCUUCCUAGAUUGUAAUAUAGACCAUUCCACAUGGGACAGAGUACACCAUCCAGAGAUGUGAUGCUUUUAGCCAUAGCUGGGGCCUGCCCCUUGCAUUUAACAUGAUGGCAUCCCACCAAAGGAGGAUCUGGAUGCUGAGAUUUUACUCAUUUUAAUCCCGAGCCCCAGAAAUUAAGUGGCAACGAGACAAAUCCAAAAAGUAAGUUUAAAAAUGUGUGUGUGUUGGCCUUCCAUUCCCCUCCAUCCUGCCCAGGAACCUACUUUGGUUAAGAUUGCAUUUGGGAUGGUGGUGAAGAGGUCCCAAAUGUGGUCUGUCUGUGAAGAAUCAAGCCAUUGUUUGUGGCCAGGUUUCCUGAGCCAGGGAGUCCCUGUGUCCAAGUGCUGACAGCUCUGUUGACUUUCGUGUAUCUUGUUUCAUUAUUGCUAUAUAUUAAAGGAUUCUUUUUGGUGGGGCUCACCAAAUAGCUUGUGGGCCAUUGA